Molecule: messenger RNA, 3306 nt
Organism: Linum tenue
Lineage: Eukaryota; Viridiplantae; Streptophyta; Magnoliopsida; Malpighiales; Linaceae
Source: the annotation of a GenBank genome assembly
CUCUUCGGCGGUACUACUAGGGCCGCUGGGACUGGUACACUGCGAUUCAGGAACUGUUCUUACCGCCGAGAGCAAACCCUUGGGACACUCUCACUCACACUCUCCGAAGCGCGGAACAGAGUACAGCUGCAAGGUGGAAAAUGGCGUCGCCGACUCCAAAUUCUGAAAACCAGCCAUCUACUCCGGAUUCCCCGACUUCGGCAGGCUUCAAUACAGAUCAACUCCCUCACCAUACCAGCCAAAACAAUACCGACGACGACGAGGCCUCCGUCGAUCCCCAAAUCAUUCCCGAUGAGCCGGAAGAGCUCGCGGAGGAUGAGGAGGAGGAGGAAGGAGAGGACCUCUACCACGACGAUUUCUUGGAUGACUACCGGAGAAUGGAAGAGAACGACCAGUACGAGUCAGUUGGACUGGACGACUCUUUGGAGGACGAAAGGGAUAUGGAUCAGAUCGUGCACGAUCGAAGGGCUGCUGAGAUAGAACUCGAUGCUCGUGAGGGCCGCAUGACGAACCGGAAGCUUCCUCAGCUUCUCCAUGACCUUGACGAUGACAACUACAGGCCUUCAAAGAGGUCUCGAGCCGAUUUCAGGCCUCCUAAUGAGCCGCAAAGUUACGAUGAUACCGAUGGUAUGCAAAGCUCUCCAGGAAGGUCCCAGCGUGGACAUUCAAGAGACGAUGUGCCCCUGACUGAUCAAACUGAUGAUUAUCCUUAUGAGGAUGAAGAUGGUGAUGAAGGUGAGUUUGAGAUGUACCGCGUCCAAGGAACUUUGAGGGAGUGGGUAACCAGAGAUGAGAUUCGGCGUUUCAUAGCCAGGAAGUUCAAGGAGUUCCUACUCACCUAUGUUAAUCCAAAGAGUGGGCAAGGAGAUUUCGAGUAUGUGCGGCUGAUAAAUGAGAUGGCGUUAGCAAAUAAGUGUAGCUUGGAGAUUGACUACAAGCAGUUCAUCUACGUUCACCCAAACAUUGCCAUCUGGCUUGCUGAUGCACCCCAAUCAGUCCUGGAGGUCAUGGAAGAGGUCGCCAAAAGUGUGGUUUUCGACUUGCAUCCAAAGUACAAAAACAUUCAUCAGAAAAUCUAUGUCCGAGUUACCAACUUGCCAGUCUAUGAUCAGAUCCGGAACAUUAGGCAGAUACAUUUAAACACCAUGAUUCGCAUUGGGGGAGUUGUGACUAGACGUUCAGGAGUUUUCCCCCAGUUGCAACAAGUAAAGUAUGAUUGCAACAAAUGUGGGGCAGUAUUGGGACCUUUCUUUCAGAACUCAUAUUCAGAAGUCAAAGUUGGUUCUUGUCCCGAAUGCCAAUCAAAAGGGCCAUUUACUGUCAAUAUUGAACAGACUAUAUAUAGGAAUUACCAGAAACUCACCCUUCAAGAAAGCCCAGGAAUUGUGCCAGCAGGCCGGCUUCCUAGACACAAGGAAGUGAUACUGCUGAAUGAUUUGAUUGAUUGUGCACGCCCUGGUGAAGAGAUUGAAGUGACAGGAGUAUACACGAACAACUUUGACCUAUCUUUGAAUACAAAGAAUGGAUUUCCCGUCUUUGCCACAUUAAUUGAGGCCAAUUAUGUUACAAAGAAGCAGGAUCUAUUUUCUUCAUACAAACUUACCCAAGAGGACAAAGAAGAAAUCGAGAAGUUGGCUAAAGAUCCAAGGAUAGGAGAAAGGAUUGUCAAGUCCAUUGCUCCAUCUAUAUAUGGCCAUGAGGAUGUCAAAGCUGGGAUUGCGCUUGCAAUGUUCGGAGGGCAGGAGAAAAAUGUUGAAGGGAAACAUCGUCUACGUGGUGACAUCAAUGUACUUCUGCUGGGUGAUCCAGGCACUGCAAAGUCUCAGUUUCUGAAGUAUGUGGAGAAGACCGGGCAGAGGGCUGUCUAUACGACUGGCAAAGGAGCUUCUGCAGUAGGUCUCACAGCAGCAGUCCACAAAGAUCCAGUGACGAGAGAGUGGACCCUUGAAGGAGGUGCCCUUGUUUUAGCUGAUAAGGGUAUCUGCCUCAUUGAUGAAUUUGACAAGAUGAAUGACCAGGACAGGGUGAGCAUACACGAGGCAAUGGAGCAACAGAGUAUUAGCAUAUCAAAAGCUGGGAUUGUUACAUCUCUUCAAGCUCGAUGUUCUGUCAUUGCUGCUGCAAAUCCUAUAGGGGGAAGGUAUGAUUCAUCAAAGACAUUUGGGCAAAAUGUUGAGUUGACAGAUCCCAUUGUUUCUCGUUUUGACAUCCUAUGUGUCGUCAAGGAUAUUGUGGAUCCUGUAGCAGAUGAGAUGCUUGCAAAAUUUGUUGUAGAUAGUCAUUUCAAGUCGCAACCUAAGGGUGCUGCUAUGGAUGACCGGUCCAUGAACGAGUCCCAAGAGGACAACCAAGCCACUUCUGUGGCCACUGAUCCAGAGAUUCUUCCUCAAGAUUUGCUAAAGAAAUACAUAUCCUAUGCAAAGCUUAACAUCUUCCCUAGGCUGCACGACUCUGAUAUGGAAAAGCUAACCCAAGUGUAUGCUGAACUCCGGAAGGAAUCUUCGCACGGGCAAGGAGUCCCCAUAGCUGUAAGGCAUAUUGAAUCUAUGAUUAGGAUGUCCGAAGCACAUGCCAGAAUGCAUCUCAGACAGUACGUGACAGAAGAAGAUGUGGACAUGGCAAUAAGAGUUCUUCUGAAUUCAUUCAUAUCAACUCAAAAGUACGGAGUGCAGAGGGCUUUGCAGAAGGUACAAUUAAGAUUGUUGCGAGUCCUUUUCAUAUUCAUUUCCUCCUGUUUCGAGGGCCUCAUCCUUCUGUCGUUGCUGGGAUUCGUGUUCCAGAGUUUCAGAAAGUACAUCACAUACAAGAUGGAUUACAACAGAAUGCUUCUCAAUCUUCUAAGGGAGCUGGUGAGCAAAGCUCUGCGCUUUGAGGAGAUUGUUUCUGGUUCAACCUCGAGGCUUAGCCAUAUUGAUGUGAAGAGGCAGGAUCUCCAGAGCAUGGCCGAAGAACGGGGGAUUACAGAUUUGGAACCUUUCUUUUCCAGCAAUGACUUUUCAGCGGCCAAUUUUGAGCUGGUGGAAGAGCGUCACUUGAUAAGGCAUCGCCUUCCAAGGCAGUCACAAUAGUUUGGUUGCAGAUUUGUAAUACUAGUACUAUAGUGUACCCAUUGGCUGGCUCCUCCCGCAGCAAAUCGAGCUAUAUUUAUUUAGUGCUUUACUGUGACACUUUUGUCAGACGUAUCCUUGUAUUUUCAUCUAGUUAUUAGUUUUAUUUUAGAUCUUUAAAAAACAAGUAAUGAAAUUAAUGUUCCUUAGAGUCAAAUCAGUGGGGCUUAAUUAAUUAAUAGUUGGUUCAAUUAUAAUU